This is a messenger RNA of Dryobates pubescens (Downy woodpecker), 2534 nucleotides long. It is a transcript of the gene FAP, whose product is annotated as fibroblast activation protein alpha. The transcript is spliced from 26 exons. Bases 48 to 2327 code for a protein of 759 amino acids. Gene Ontology annotation, biological process: proteolysis. The record is from RefSeq and is a predicted model, not a curated record. Gene Ontology annotation, molecular function: serine-type endopeptidase activity; dipeptidyl-peptidase activity. Lineage: Eukaryota; Metazoa; Chordata; Aves; Piciformes; Picidae.
AACACCCAGAAGAGAGAAUUCACAUUCUUUUAGAAUACAGCAGGAAAAUGAAGACUCGGCUAAAAAUCAUAGUUGGUGUGGUUCUGUGCCUUUUGCUUUCCUUAUUACUUAUCUGUAUUAUACUGCUUCCAUCAAGAGUCGUCAACACAAAUGAUGGUCCCAGAGCUCUUACACUGGAGGAUUAUUUGAAUGGAAACUUCCAAUACAAAACAUUUUUUCCAUAUUGGGUGUCAGAUAAUGAAUAUCUUCAUCAGUCUGCAGAAGAUGAUAUUAUUCUUUACAAUGUUGAAAUGAACUACCCAACUACCAUCAUGACUAACAGCACAAUGAAACAAGUUAAUGCUUCAAAUUAUGUGUUAUCAUCAGAUAAGUAUUUCAUAGCUCUGGAAAGCAAUUAUUCAAAGCUGUGGAGAUACUCUUAUACAGCAUCAUACCAUAUUUAUGACCUUAUAUAUGGUGGUUUUGUAACAGAAAAUCAGCUUCCACAUAAAGUACAGUACAUAUCCUGGUCACCCGUUGGACACAAAUUGGUGUAUGUAUAUCAGAAUAACAUCUAUUUGAAACAAAGUCCGAGAGAGGCACCAAUUAAAAUAACUUCUGAUGGAAAACAGAAUGAAAUUUUUAAUGGGAUUCCUGAUUGGGUCUAUGAAGAGGAAAUGCUUGCAACAAAAUACGCACUGUGGUGGUCUCCAAGUGGAAAAUAUUUAGCAUAUGUACAAUUUAAUGAUUCUAAUAUACCAGUUAUUGAAUAUUCAUAUUUUGGUGAGGACCAAUAUCCUAGAAAAAUAAUUAUCCCAUACCCAAAGGCUGGGGCUAAAAAUCCAACUGUUAAAGUCUUCAUUGUAGACACCACUAAUUCUGAAGUGUUUGGACCCAAGGAGGUGCCAGUUCCUUCAGCCAUAGCAUCCAGUGAUCACUAUUUUACUUGGCUUACUUGGGUAACAGAUAGUCGAAUCUGUGUGCAAUGGCUAAAGAGAAUCCAGAAUUUUUCGGUCUUAGCUAUUUGUGACUUCAAAGAAAACUCAAAUAGUUGGGACUGUCCAGAGAAUCAACAGCACAUAGAAGAGAGUCAAACAGGAUGGGCAGGCGGAUUCUUUGUUUCUACACCAUAUUUUACAUCAGAUGGCAGCUCAUACUACAAAAUUUUUAGUGACAAAAAUGGUUUUAAGCAUAUUCAUUACAUCAAUGGCUCCGUGGAGAAUGCAAUCCAAAUUACAAGUGGAGAAUGGGAGGCAAUUUACAUUUUUAGAGUAACAAAUGAUGCAAUUUUCUAUUCAAGCAAUGAAUUUGAAGGCUAUCCAGGAAGAAGAAAUAUUUACAAAAUCAGUAUUGGAGAUAAACCUAUCAGAAAACAAUGCAUUACUUGCAAUUUAAGGAAAGAGAGAUGCCAGUAUUAUACAGCAAGGUUCAGUGAACAUUCUAAGUAUUAUGCCUUGAUCUGUUACGGUCCUGGGAUUCCUAUUUCUACUCUUUUUGAGAACCACGGUGACAGAGAGCUCAGAGUAUUGGAAGACAAUUGGGAAUUACAAUCUGCUUUGCAAGAGAUCAAGCUGCCAACAGAAGAAAUUAAUAAACUUGAAGUGGAUGGUAUAACUUUGUGGUACAAAAUGCUUCUACCUCCACAAUUUGAUAGAUCCAAGAAGUACCCACUGCUUAUUCAAGUGUAUGGAGGACCAUGCAGUCAGAAUGUAAAAGAAACAUUUAGCAUUAGCUGGAUAACGUAUCUUGCAAGCAAAGAGGGAAUUAUUGUUGCUCUGGUGGACGGCAGAGGAACAGCUUACCGAGGUGACAAGAUUUUACAUGCAGUAUAUAGAAGACUAGGAGUCUAUGAAGUUGAUGACCAAAUCUCAGCAGUAAAGAAAUUUAUAGAAAUGGGCUUUAUUGAUGAGAAACGAAUAGCAAUAUGGGGCUGGUCCUAUGGUGGGUAUGUAACUUCUUUGGCACUUGGAUCUGGCAGUGGAUUAUUUAAAUGUGGAAUGGCUGUGGCUCCUGUUUCUAGCUGGGAAUAUUAUGCAUCUAUCUACACAGAACGAUUUAUGGGUCUUCCUGUAGAGUCUGAUAAUCUUGAGCACUACAAGAAUUCAACUGUGAUGGCAAGAGCAAAGAAUUUCCAAAACGUAGAGUAUCUUCUCAUCCAUGGAACAGCAGAUGAUAAUGUACAUUUUCAGAACUCAGCACAAAUUGCAAAAGCUCUGGUUAAUGCGCAGGUGGAUUUCCAGGCAAUGUGGUAUACUGACCAGAACCAUGGAAUUCCAGGCCUUUCCAGCAAACAUCUCUACACACAUAUGACCCACUUCCUCAAAAAAUGUUUUUCUUUGUCAGAAUAAGUAGGCUAUUCACAGCACGCUGAUGCAUCUCUGAAGAGCACAAUCGUAACAGUGCCCAGGUUGUAUAGUUUUCAGGUGAACUGAUAACAGGAAAUUUGAAGUUUUAAACUUGAUGUUUACAUCCACUUUUCUUAUUGCAAAUUAGCAAAUGUUAUGUUAAUACAUGUUUUGGCAUAUUUAACACCUAUUUUAUAGGAAAAAUAAAAU